Colletotrichum higginsianum IMI 349063 is the source of this 2271-nucleotide messenger RNA. RefSeq names its product Fungal specific transcription factor domain-containing protein. The record is from RefSeq and is a predicted model, not a curated record. The transcript has 4 exons. Lineage: Eukaryota; Fungi; Ascomycota; Sordariomycetes; Glomerellales; Glomerellaceae. Gene Ontology annotation, molecular function: sequence-specific DNA binding; DNA-binding transcription factor activity, RNA polymerase II-specific; zinc ion binding. Bases 1 to 2271 code for a protein of 756 amino acids. Gene Ontology annotation, biological process: DNA-templated transcription; positive regulation of transcription by RNA polymerase II.
AUGGCCGACGCAAGCAAUCACCGCCACGAAGCCCGACAGUCACGGAGAAACCCCAGGUUGAGGCUGGCCUGUUCCCGGUGCCAGCGGAGGAAGAUCCGUUGCGAUGGACAACUCCCGGCCUGCAACAAUUGCAAGAAAGCCGGAGUGGCCUGUACCGACGGCGAGAGUGUCCGUCUCCGAGACCUGCCAAGAGCCGGACCCAGUCAGAUCGCAAACCUCAAGGAACGUAUCAGAUGGCUUGAAGGCAUCGUCCGUGAAAGGUGCCCCGAUGUGGACCUCGGCCAGGGCCCGGCCGGGGACCUCUGCAUGGAUGUCGACGGUGACGAGCCCUUCGUAUCAGACUCGAUGAUCGAAGCCAGCAGUGAACAGCCCGACGACACCUUGACAGUUGCAGAACGGAACGCUCAAAGUACCAGGGGGCGAUCACUGACGUCCCCGGACGGACAACAAGUCCCACAACCCAUCAUCCGCUCGGACCCCCGACUGACCGAUCCCGCCGCCAGCAGCACUCUCUCCCACGAGAUCGGGCUCGUCUCACUCGGCAGCAGCCAGGACCCCAAGUACAUCGGCCCGUCGAGCGGCUACUUCCUGGCCCGGAUCAUGUUGACUUCGAGUCGACAAGACGACCAGACGGCUUGGUCGAGCAGGCCUCCGGAACCCGUCUUCUCGAUACCCGCGGCCCUGGUCGAGGCGAUGCAUGGCCCGAUGCCGUUGCCGACGAAGGAGCAGGCGAAACUGCUGGCAGAGAACUACUUCGACGUCAUCAACUGCCAGUUCCCCAUCCUGCACCAGCCAACGUUUAUGGCCCUGCUACAACAGGUCUACGACAGCGGCGUGGACGCGGACCGUGGGCCCACGGGUGCUUUCCAGGUCUUCAUGGUCCUCGCCCUCGGGUCGACCGUCCUGUCUCGCAGGACGAGGGUGCGUCUCCCGGCGGAAUCGUACUGCCUGUCGGCGAUGCAGUACUUGGACCGGGUCAGCGUCGACAGCUCGAUCCCGGGCCUGCAGUGCCUCCUCCUGCUGACCAUCUUCACCAUGCACAGCCCCAACAUGCGGCUCAACGUGUGGUACCUCAACUACCAGUGCAUCGCCGCUGUCCUGGACCUGGGCCUGCAGCGCGACAUCAACACAAACUCCGGGAUCUCUCUUCUCGAGCAGGAGAUGAGGACCAGGAUAUUCUGGGUCGUGUUUUCACUCGACAGGAUGAUCGCGACCAUGAUGGGGCGUCCGAUUGGGCUGCGAGAUGAAGCGUGCGACCUUCGACUGCCGCAAAACAUCGAUGAUGUCUCUCUCCAGAGCUUCAGCCAGCAGCCGUCGGAUACUGCAAGCCCCGGCCGCAUGGCCUUCUCGAUCCACCUGUUCCGGCUGGCGAAGCUCAACUCGGAGUUCAAGUACGUCGCCAACAGCAUCGUCCGCGACACCCCCAGAUACGCCUAUCCCGCGGUGAUCGACAUCAACGAGUGGCAACAAGGGAUGCUCCAGCAGCUGGACGAGUGGCAGAGCGGCAUCCCCGAGGCGCCGCCCGACUCCGACUACAUUCGCACCGUCUGCCGGAUCCGAUGCCACAGCCUCCGCAUGCUCGUGCUGCGGCCCAGCCCGGCGAUCCCGAACCCGUCCCCCGGGGCGCUGCGGAAGUGCUACGCCGCGGCCCGCGAGGUCCUGUCCCUUUUCGACCAGCUGUACAAGCAGAACCUGCUCAUCCACACCUGGAACACGUGCCACUCCGCCGUGCUGGGCCUCAUCACCAUGCUGUACUGCAUCAAGAUGGUCCCCGACAUCGCCAAGCAGACCUCCCUGGACGUCCUGCUGUCCGACUUCAGCGCCGGCCUCGGGGUUCUGGCCGCCACGGGGGAGCACUGGUCCGGGGCGAAGCGGUGCAGGGACAUCCUCGACGACAUGAUGCGGGCGACCGUCCGGUGGAUCAGGGAUCUCGCGAACCAGCCGUCCGGCGCCGAGGCCCCGGGCCAACGUCGGUCGUCGAGGCUCGAGUCGGCGGGUGUGCGAAUGAUGAGCCCUUACGACGACACCGCCGGCCUGAACGGCGCGUCCGAGGCCCGACUCGGUUUCUCUGAAGGGAUGUCUCACCCGGUAGUCAUGGCAUCCGUGGCGGCGGGAGGCUCCUCUAGUUAUCUGCCGCAGGAUCCCUUCGAGGCGUUCCUUGCCAGCACUUCGUUUGGGGAACAGUUGCCGGUGGGAGACGCGGCGAACCUGGACGGCAUCAUGCGCGGCCUGUUUGACGAUUUCAUACCGACAUACCCCAACUUUAGUUGA